Molecule: messenger RNA, 309 nt
Organism: Rodentolepis nana
Lineage: Eukaryota; Metazoa; Platyhelminthes; Cestoda; Cyclophyllidea; Hymenolepididae
Source: the annotation of a GenBank genome assembly
AUGCGAGAAAGUCACGAGGGCCAAGAUCCAAUAUGGAUACGGAAGGGUCGAGAGCAAAGUAGUGUCAGUGUCGUGGUCCUGGAGUCUCGCUCUUCUCUUACGGCAAUAAGUCAAGCAUUUACUCUUCUCUUGCUAGGAUUACAAGAAGAGGUAGAAUAUUGUCCUCUCAAAGAGGCAGUUGUGGAAGGAGAGCAACAAGGACCUGACACUGCCCAAAAUGACACGCCUCAAUCAAAUGAAGGUGGGUUGGAUUAUUUGGAGCACGUAAAUUGUACACCAAGAGGGGUCGUUUCGAUUGUAUUAGAGUAA